This is a messenger RNA of Paramecium octaurelia, 343 nucleotides long. The record is from the annotation of a GenBank genome assembly. Lineage: Eukaryota; Ciliophora; Oligohymenophorea; Peniculida; Parameciidae.
AUGGCAGCUUUUGAGUGUCCGUAAAAUUAGUUGCCGAUGUCGAAGUACAUGAAGUCCCAGAUAACCAUGAACAAGUAGGAUUUUAGCUCAAAAAAUUUUAAGGAGACGUUCCUUUUAACAUCUCACAGCUCUAAAAAUUAGUGCAACUCUUUGUUUUCGUAUUAUAAGCACACUAUUACGAAUGACUCUAACAUUAAAAUUAACCAAAAAAAUUAUGUGCAAUUAUUACUUUAGCAAGUAUUUAAAGUAGUCCAAAUACAAUUUGCUAAAUUGCAUUCACUUUAUAAACUUAAUUCUUCACAGUAGCAUUAUUGAUAUGUAUCUAAAGUCUACCCAAAAAUGA